Messenger RNA from Manihot esculenta (cassava), 2877 nucleotides. Its product is annotated as putative pentatricopeptide repeat-containing protein At1g68930. Gene Ontology annotation, molecular function: RNA binding; zinc ion binding; protein binding. Gene Ontology annotation, biological process: RNA modification. NCBI's taxonomy places the organism in Eukaryota, Viridiplantae, Streptophyta, Magnoliopsida, Malpighiales, Euphorbiaceae. Bases 215 to 2446 code for a protein of 743 amino acids. The record is from RefSeq and is a predicted model, not a curated record. The transcript has a single exon.
UCAUUUUCGAAUUCUGAUUGGGUUGAGGCGUCUUACGAUUGCUCCUUGCUAGUUCAAACCUGACUAGCCCUUGACUCCAGUCAAGUUCUAGAUCUGGUUUAUAUGUUCUCAAACCUGAACCCCAAGUUAAAAACGGAUCUUAGCACUAGUAAAAAAACCCAACGGCUUCUCUUCCCGCCAAAAUUAAUGGUGCAAACAUAGCAAAACAAAUAGAAUGUCCACCUCCAAAAAUUACUAUUCCUCCUUGCUAAAGUUCUGCUGCGAAGAUCGAAGUCAGAUCCAGGCCAAGAGGCUCCAUUGCCACAUAAUCAAGAACCUAAGGAACCCAGAACCUUUUUUAUAUAAUAACCUCAUAAACGCAUAUGGCAAACUCGGCAACAUCAAAUAUGCACGCCGCUUGUUCGAAGAAAUGCCCCUCCCAAAUCAUUUUUCAUGGAAUACCAUCCUUUCCGUUUAUUCAAAAUAUGGGCAUCUCUCAAAAAUGCAAGAAAUCUUCAAUCGCAUGCCAAGCAGAGAUGGGGUCACAUGGAACUCUCUUAUUUCGGGGUAUGCCUGUUAUGGUUCGGUUUUUGAUGCUCUUAAGGCUUAUAACUCCAUGUUGAGAGAUGGAGCUGUUCAUUUGAAUAGGAUUACUUUCUCGACCAUGCUUGUAUUGGCAUCGAGUCAAGGUUGUAUUGAUUUGGGCAGGCAGAUUCAUGGGCAAAUAGAGAAAUUUGGGUUUGGAUCUUAUGUUUUCGUGGGCAGUCCUUUGGUGGAUAUGUAUGCAAAGACGGGUUUAAUUUAUGAGGCAAAGCAGGUUUUUGAUGGGAUGCCAGAGAGGAAUGUGGUAAUGCAUAACACAAUGAUCACGGGGCUGUUGAGAUGUGGGAUGGUAGAGGAUUCAAAGAGGCUGUUUCAUGGUAUGAAGGAAACUGAUUCUAUUUCAUGGACAACAAUGAUUACAGGGCUUGUACAAAAUGGAAUGGAGAGAGAAGCUAUUGAUUUGUUUAGACAGAUGAAGCUAGAAGGGCUCUCUUUGGAUCAAUAUACAUUUGGCAGUGUGCUGACUGCUUGUGGGGGUCUUACUGCCUUGGAAGAGGGUAAACAGGUUCAUGCCUUCAUAAUUCGGAGUGAUUAUAUGGCUAAUAUCUUUGUGGGUAGUGCUCUUGUCGACAUGUACUGCAAAUGUAAAAUUAUCCAAUAUGCAGAAGCAAUUUUUAAGAAAAUGACACGUAAGAAUGUUGUAACAUGGACUGCAAUGUUAGUGGGUUAUGGCCAAAAUGGCUUCAGUGAAGAAGCUGUCAGGAUUUUUGUUGACAUGCAAAGAAAUGGGAUUGAGCCAGAUUAUUUUACUCUAGCAAGUGUUAUAAGUUCAUGUGCUAACCUAUCUAGCCUAGAAGAGGGUUCCCAAUUUCAUUGUCGAGCCAUAGUUUCCGGUUUGAUUUCUUUUGUAACAGUCUCCAAUGCGCUUAUUACUUUUUAUGGUAAAUGUGGAAGCCCAGUAGAUUCCAGAUGCUUGUUCAAUGAGAUGAACUUCAGGGAUGAAGUCUCUUGGACAGCAUUGGUUUCUGGAUAUGCACAAUUUGGAAAAGUCAAUGAGACGAUUGCAUUGUUUGAAGAAAUGCUGGUCCACGGUUUAAAACCUGAUGCAGUUACAUUCAUAGGGGUUCUUUCAGCUUGCAGCAGAGCAGGAUUAGUUGAAAGAGGACAGCAAUAUUUUGAAUCAAUGUCGAAAGAACAUGGAAUCAUUCCUGUUCUUGAUCACUACACUUGCAUGAUUGACCUUUUCAGUCGAGCUGGAAAGUUAGAAGCAGCCAGAAGUUUUAUUAGUAAGAUGCCUUUCCAUCCUGAUGCAAUUGGUUGGUCCACUUUGCUGAGCUCAUGCAGGCUUUAUGGUAACUUGGAAAUUGGGAAAUGGGCAGCUCAGUCUCUAUUGGAACUAGAGCCGCAGAACCCUGCAGGUUAUAUCUUGCUUUCAAGCAUCUAUGCUGCUAAAGGAAAAUGGAAUGAUGUUGCUCAAUUGAGGAAAGGAAUGAGAGAAAGGGGAGCCAGAAAGGAACCAGGAUGUAGUUGGAUCAAAUAUAAGAAUAAAAUUCACAUUUUCUCAGCAGAUGACUGCUCAAGCCCAUUUUCUGAUAAGAUAUAUGCUGAGCUGGAUAAGUUAAAUGAAAAAAUGAUAGAAGAGGGGUAUGUUCCAGAUGCUAGUUCAGUUCUCCAUGAUGUUGAGGAGUCGGCAAAGAUACAGAUGCUUAACUAUCAUAGUGAGAAGCUUGCAAUUGCUUUUGGGUUGAUAUUUAUUCCCCGUGGCCUUCCCAUACGAAUAGUUAAAAAUCUGAGAGUAUGUGGAGAUUGUCACAAUGCCACUAAAUAUAUUUCUAAGAUAACUCAAAGAGAAAUACUCGUAAGAGACUCUGCUCGGUUCCAUCUUUUCAAAGAUGGAACGUGUUCAUGUGGAGAUUUCUGGUGAUAUGGUUUUCUUGCUGUCCAAAGCUGUUGAGAAGGACAUUGAAAACCUAAUAUCACCAGGAGGGGCAAUCAAGAUCUUUGAUUUGAAGGACGUUAAAGAGGGCAUUAUGCAGUCACAUAGGCGUAUUGAAGCACUUAAGUGCUUUUUCUUGCUGGAUUGAUAAUCCUGGAGAAGUAUCUUAAUGUUAAAACAAAUGCAAAUUUGAUUUGGGAAUCUCCUUGGCUGAAAGCACUGUUAUGCACAAACUUGAACCAUGUCCUUGAUAUCUUCUUCAUUCCCCUUCGAGAUUUUGCUAUGUUGGAAGUUAGGUGACUCUCGUGUCAUACACAUUCCACAUACUUCUCCAAGGAGCAUAAGUUUCCAACAGAUGGUUUAUCUUCUGAAACUCAUUGACAUAUUGUUUUAUAUAUAUACGCAUAAAGGUUACCGAA